Lepus europaeus (European hare) is the source of this 243-nucleotide messenger RNA. Its product is annotated as large ribosomal subunit protein eL31-like. Gene Ontology annotation, cellular component: ribosome; cytosolic large ribosomal subunit. Gene Ontology annotation, biological process: cytoplasmic translation. Gene Ontology annotation, molecular function: structural constituent of ribosome. The transcript has a single exon. The record is from RefSeq and is a predicted model, not a curated record. Lineage: Eukaryota; Metazoa; Chordata; Mammalia; Lagomorpha; Leporidae. Bases 1 to 243 code for a protein of 80 amino acids.
AUGACCAGAGAGUACACCAUUAACAUUCACAAGCGCAUUUGUGGAGUAGGUUUCAGGAAGUGUGUCCCCUGGGCAAUCAAAAAGAUCAGGAAGUUUGCCAUGAAGGAAAUGGGGACACCAUGUGUGCACACUGAUACAAGGCUCAACAAAGCUGCCUGGGCCAAAGGAAUAAGGACCGUGCCUUACUACAUCCACAAGAGAUUGUCCAGAAAGCUUAAUGAUGACGAAGAGUCACCAAACUAG